Messenger RNA from Laccaria bicolor S238N-H82, 729 nucleotides. RefSeq lists its product as uncharacterized. The transcript has 7 exons. The record is from RefSeq and is a predicted model, not a curated record. Lineage: Eukaryota; Fungi; Basidiomycota; Agaricomycetes; Agaricales; Hydnangiaceae. The coding region runs from base 1 to 729 and encodes 242 amino acids.
AUGCAGAAUCCCAUUCCUGCGGAUUCCUGUGGAUUCUGGUCCCAUUCCUGCGGAUUCCUGUGGAUUCCUGCAGAUUCCGGUCCCAUUCCUGCGGAUUCCUGUGGAUUCCUGUGGAUUCCGGCGGAUUCCUGCAGGAAUGGGAGGGGCACUCAACCCCACAAAACGCCUACUCUUAAUUCCGCUAAGAAUAGCAGGCCUCUAAUUCCUGCGGAUGACCCUGUCAUUCAGUCAAGUUCUCCGGCUCAUCCUCACCAAAAUUACAUCAUUGAGAGGGUAGAGCUUGCACAGUCAGCCUAUAUCCAAGUCGAUGGGAAGCUCCAGAAGCUUAGGCACAGACAUAAGCUCACACCAGAUCAGUGGCAAUCAAUGUAUCAUGAUGAUGAGAUUCGAGGUCACCAUAUCCGCAUAGAGCUCUUUACCCACUUAGGACAUGCCACCAAGGUCACGAUUAGAUAUCUUGGCCUUCUCAUUACCUUUGCUGCUUGGGUCGCUCUGUUGUAUGGGAUGAUUCAUGUCCGUGGGACAGGGUGGAAAGUAGUGAUGGGUGUCGUAGCUGCAGUAGUCUGGGACUCUGGGUCCAAUUCUGGAAGUUGCACAAGUUCAACUUUGUGCCGGGCACAACCUGGCAUAUAUUGCCGAUGUUGUGGCCCCAGAUUUUUCAACUAUUUCAACUUUACCGUGAACUUUCACUUCAAGAAUACAACUUUGACUUUGAUUUCUACUCUUUGA